This is a messenger RNA of Guillardia theta CCMP2712, 1227 nucleotides long. RefSeq lists its product as hypothetical. Gene Ontology annotation, cellular component: plasma membrane. The coding region runs from base 19 to 1227 and encodes 402 amino acids. The transcript has 7 exons. Lineage: Eukaryota; Cryptophyceae; Pyrenomonadales; Geminigeraceae. Gene Ontology annotation, molecular function: FMN binding; L-lactate dehydrogenase (NAD+) activity. The record is from RefSeq and is a predicted model, not a curated record.
GCGACCCACCUUGCGGCCAUGCGACGCGCUGCGAUCCUUUGCGUGGAGGAUGCGAAGCAGAUGGCGCGGCGGAGAGUGCCGAAGGCGUUCUACGACUACGUGGACACGGGGUCAUGGACAGAAUCCACGUACAGGUCCAACGAGGAAGAGUUCAACAAGAUUAAGUUCCGACAGAGAGUGCUGAUAGACGUGUCCACAAGGUCGACCAAGGCAAGGGUGCUCGGAGAGGAGUGUGCCAUGCCUGUGGCUCUUUCGCCCUGUGGUUUUGGUGGAAUGAUGUGGCCCAACGGUGAGACGCAUGCGGCCCGAGCUUGCGAGAAGUUCGGCAUCCCUUUCGCUUUAUCCACCAUGUCGAUCAACUCAAUUGAAGAUGUGGCGGCAGGAACUACCAAACCUUUCUGGUUCCAGCUCUACGUGAUGCGAGACAAAGGAUUCGUGAAGAAUCUGAUAAGCAGAGCAAAGGCAGCUAAGUGCUCUGCCCUCAUCCUCACCGCUGAUCUUCAAGUGCUGGGACAGCGGCACAAGGACAUCAGGAAUGGCUUGACCUUGCCGCUAAGGUUGGAGCUACAAUCUGUGCUCGACGUCGUCAGCAAACCUGCAUGGUGUAUCCGGCAGCUCUCUUCCAAGCGAUGGAACUUCGGGAACAUCGUCGGUCAUUAUCCCGGAGCUGAUUCCGUGCUCUCACUCUCGCAUUUCACCUCCAGUCAGUUUGACACGGCGCUGUCAUGGAAGGACGUGGAAUGGAUCAAGUCUCACUGGGGAGGAAAGCUCAUCAUUAAAGGCAUCAUGGACCCGCAGGACGCCAAGUUAGCCUACCUUCAUGGAGCAGAUGCUAUCGUGGUUUCAAACCAUGGUGGAAGGCAGUUGGAUGGUGCCCCGCCGUCCCUAGCUGCCCUCACAAAAUGCGUAGAGGAAGUGGGAGGGAAGAUGGAGGUGUAUCUUGAUGGUGGGGUUCGAUCUGGACAAGAUGUGCUCAAGGCGAAGGCUCUAGGAGCGAAUUGCGCUAUGAUUGGACGCCCAUGGUUGUAUGGAUUGGCCUGUGGCGGCGAAGAGGGCGUCACUAACAUCCUUGAGAUCGUCCGAAAGGAAUUGGACAUCACGUUGGGCUUCUGUGGCAUUACUGAUAUCAAUGAUGUGAAAGGCCGAGGGAUUCUGUUAUCGAGCGAAGAAAGUUGUGUCCUUAAGCAAGAGGCUUGUGACCAUAGACAUGGAAUCUCAAAGGGAUAG